Molecule: messenger RNA, 554 nt
Organism: Cololabis saira (Pacific saury)
Lineage: Eukaryota; Metazoa; Chordata; Actinopteri; Beloniformes; Belonidae
Product: G2/M phase-specific E3 ubiquitin-protein ligase-like
Exons: 3
Coding region: 51-554 (167 amino acids)
Molecular function (GO): ubiquitin-protein transferase activity
Source: RefSeq, a predicted model, not a curated record
UUAGACGCUGCAUCGUCUGUGUCCCGCUGUGCCCCGUUCACUACCGUUAUAUGGAGAAGCGGCUCGCAAAAAAACCCCUAAUAUCUUCCGAAGGACUCCAAAUUACACCAAACUUGCCUGGGUUCAGAGAUGGCUUAAUGUCACUAGGUUUCCUGGACGCUCUACAGAGAUACCCUCUGCAGAUGAAGUGCCUUUUUGUGAAGGCUGAAAAGAGUUUAACAGCAGCUGAUGUAGAGAAUCUCUUCAGGAUUAUUCACUCUGAAAGAGGGAGUAAUGCAUUCCAAGAAGAGUGCUGUACCCUGGCUUUCUGGCAAGAUUACCUUCAGGAUGCUGAAUGUGAAAACAAUGUCUCUCUGGCGGAUAUUCUCAUUUUCCUUACUGGAUGUGACAGUGUUCCAGCACUGGGCUUCUCUCCAAAGCCAAGCCUUCCCGAUUUUCCACAGGCGAAUACUUGUGAAAAUAUUCUUCGCAUUCCAGUUCAUGCAGUAUACACUGCUUUCAAAUCUGAUAUGGAUUUUGCCAUACGCAAUUCACCAGGGUUUGGAAGAGCCUGA